This is a messenger RNA of Physeter macrocephalus (sperm whale), 914 nucleotides long. It is a transcript of the gene FGF16, whose product is annotated as fibroblast growth factor 16. The transcript has 3 exons. Gene Ontology annotation, biological process: positive regulation of endothelial cell chemotaxis to fibroblast growth factor; cell differentiation; positive regulation of gene expression. Lineage: Eukaryota; Metazoa; Chordata; Mammalia; Artiodactyla; Physeteridae. Gene Ontology annotation, cellular component: cytoplasm. Bases 203 to 826 code for a protein of 207 amino acids. Gene Ontology annotation, molecular function: growth factor activity; fibroblast growth factor receptor binding. The record is from RefSeq and is a predicted model, not a curated record.
AGCGGCACUUUGACUGAGCGCAAGGUCAGGAGCGCGCUGCCCCACGCUCCCCGCCGCUGAGAAGUUCCUUGGACAAGAACAGACGUCGACUGCAGCUCGGCAGAGCGCGGAGCGAGCUAGCAAGCGAGCGCCGCCGAGUCGCCCGCGGCGGGGAGAGGCAGUUCGCGCCCCGCGGCCCGGACUCGGCCCCGCGCGCCCCGCCAUGGCUGAGGUGGGGGGGGUCUUCGCUUCCUUGGACUGGGAUCUGCACGGCUUCUCCUCGUCUCUGGGGAACGUGCCUUUAGCUGACUCCCCAGGUUUCCUGAACGAGCGCCUGGGCCAGAUCGAGGGGAAGCUGCAGCGCGGCUCGCCCACCGACUUCGCCCACUUGAAGGGGAUCCUGCGACGCCGCCAGCUCUACUGCCGCACCGGCUUCCACCUGGAGAUCUUCCCCAACGGCACGGUGCACGGCACCCGCCACGACCACAGCCGCUUCGGAAUUCUGGAGUUUAUCAGCCUGGCUGUGGGGCUGAUCAGCAUCCGGGGAGUGGACUCUGGCCUGUAUUUAGGAAUGAACGAGCGAGGAGAACUCUAUGGGUCGAAGAAACUCACACGUGAAUGUGUUUUCCGGGAACAGUUUGAAGAAAACUGGUACAACACCUAUGCCUCCACCUUGUACAAACACUCGGACUCGGAGAGACAGUAUUAUGUGGCCCUGAAUAAAGACGGCUCACCCCGGGAGGGAUACAGGACUAAACGACACCAGAAAUUCACUCACUUUUUACCCAGGCCAGUAGAUCCUUCUAAGUUGCCCUCCAUGUCCAGAGACCUUUUCCGCUAUAGGUAACGGACCCCUAAUGUGACCUCUGUGACCUGUAUACUCUGGGGCCACAGUUGUCUCUGGAAGCACUAUACUCAUAGCUUUUCAAUCUUCU